Telopea speciosissima is the source of this 814-nucleotide messenger RNA. Its product is annotated as NADPH-dependent aldehyde reductase-like protein, chloroplastic. The transcript has a single exon. The coding region runs from base 4 to 795 and encodes 263 amino acids. The record is from RefSeq and is a predicted model, not a curated record. Gene Ontology annotation, molecular function: oxidoreductase activity. Lineage: Eukaryota; Viridiplantae; Streptophyta; Magnoliopsida; Proteales; Proteaceae.
UCCAUGGAAGAAGAAGCAUCAAACACACCCAAGCUUCCUCUUCAUGGAAGGGUGGCAAUUGUAACAGGCGCCUCUCGCGGCAUCGGCCGGGAAAUCGCUCUCCACCUCGCUUCCCUCGGAGCUAAUCUUGUCCUCAAUUACAAUUCCUCUUCCACCCAAGCUGACCUCCUUGCCAAUGAGAUCAUCAACUCAUCCUCUGAUUCUCAAGCAAUCACAGUUCAGGCUGAUGUAUCUGAUCCAUUGCAAGUAAAGAAACUCUUUGAUGAGGCAGAGAAGGCUUUCAACACAAAUCCCCACAUCUUAGUCACCUCAGCUGGGGUAUUAAACCCCCAAUUUCCAACUAUAGCCAAUACUACAGUAGAAGAUUGGGACACAAUAUUUAAUAUCAAUACAAGAGGUACCUUCUUAUGUUGUCAAGAAGCGGCUAAUCGAUUGACACGCGGCGGAGGCGGACGGAUUAUAACGGUAUCAUCAUCGGUGGUUGGUCGGAAUCCGCCGGGAUUUGCUGCUUAUGCUGCUUCAAAGGCUGCGGUGGACACUAUGACUAGGAUUUUGGCUAAGGAAUUAAAGGGUACAACAAUAACUGCUAAUUCUGUGGCACCGGGGCCUACAGCUACAGAUAUGUUUUUGGUUGGAAGAAGUGAGGAGGAAGUUAAAGGGGCAGUUGAGGGAACCCCAUUGGGAAGAAUUGGGGAGACCAAGGAUAUAGCCCCUUUGGUUGGUUUCUUGGCUUCUGAUGCUGGUGAGUGGAUCAAUGGUCAAGUCAUUCGGAUCAAUGGUGGAUUUGUUGUUUGACUCUCUCUCUCUCUCUCUC